UGGCAGCCGGACGGCCAGCUGAUGUUGGUAAACAAAGUGGUGCGCGUCACGCUGCUCCUCCCACGCCUCCUUGGAAGUCCAUACAUAUCUUGUUAUAUUCUGUGGCAUAUUUAAUAGGGGUUUGGAGAGCACAAGAACUUUAAGGAGGAGAGGCUACUUGUCAGCCGUCUAUGCCAGGAGACUUCAGUAAACUGGGUUCUGUUUAACAUGAAAAUUUUGGAAUCGAAACACUGGUACCUUGAUGUCCACAUGAAUUACAAUCAGCAGGAUUUGCCAUGUGAGAUGACAGCUGCUCUUGUGCAGGUUGUCCUGCGAGCAGCAGUGGAUACUAUGUUUGGAGAGAUGUCAUCAAGCUUGCCACUCGAUAUCCUUAAAUUUGAUGCCAAAUGUGGACAGGUAAUCAUCAGAGUUCCAAGUAACAAUUAUGCUAAAGUACGAGCAGCUCUAACAGUUUGUCCAUCCAUGAGAGUGGCUGGUAAAGAUAUUCCAGUGGUGUACAGUGUUCAGCAAGCCUCAUCCUGUCUAUUGUCUUUAGCAGGACCACAAAGAUCAAUUGUUUAAGUUGGUUUGGGCAUUUGUGCCUUCACUCCUUUUCUCAUAACCCAGUUCCUUGUCUUCAUACAGUAUUUCCUCCUCCGAAUUCCUUCAACUUACCUUGUUUAUAAUUGUACUUUUUUCUGAUUUUGUAUGGCUGGAUUUUAUGCCUGUCAAUUAUAUUUUAAAGCAAAAUAAUUAGUUUCAUACUGUA
Messenger RNA from Procambarus clarkii (red swamp crayfish), 748 nucleotides. It is a transcript of the gene Rpp14a, whose product is annotated as Ribonuclease P/MRP subunit p14 a. Gene Ontology annotation, biological process: tRNA 5'-leader removal. NCBI's taxonomy places the organism in Eukaryota, Metazoa, Arthropoda, Malacostraca, Decapoda, Cambaridae. Gene Ontology annotation, molecular function: ribonuclease P RNA binding; ribonuclease P activity. Gene Ontology annotation, cellular component: multimeric ribonuclease P complex; nucleolus. The record is from RefSeq and is a predicted model, not a curated record.